This is a messenger RNA of Aegilops tauschii subsp. strangulata, 1751 nucleotides long. The record is from RefSeq and is a predicted model, not a curated record. NCBI's taxonomy places the organism in Eukaryota, Viridiplantae, Streptophyta, Magnoliopsida, Poales, Poaceae.
GACAUAAGACUAUUAUGGUUGAUCAGAAGUACGUGUGGUGUCAUAAAUGGUUGGUGCAGAUAUGGUCAUUGAUGUAGUUUGCCGAUUGUGGAUCUGAUCGCUCUAUUUUUUAUUUUAUUUUCUUCUCGCCUACAUAUAGCUUUGGUCUUAUAUGACUUUGCUAUUUUGUGGUGUGUUCUUGUGUGCGUGCGUUAGUGUUGGCUGUGUGCAUCCUAGCUAUGCAGAGGCCGGGUGUGCUCAUUGUGUUUGUAUCAUCUUGAUACUUCAUUUUGAGUCAAUAAAAUUCAUCCUUUGUCGAAAAAGAAGUACAACUUGUGACAUAAGACUAUUAUGGUUGCUUUAUUAACUCAGAGAACAUUUACAUCGUUCACAAGUUUGUUGCCAAUGCAGUCCGGGCCUCGUCAACCCAAGUAUGCAGUUUCAAAAAACAAGUAUGGUUUUCAAAGGCAUAAUUCCAUGAAGAAUUCUCCAACAACAUAUCUAACUUUAUGUGAAACUUGUACGUAGUUUCCAAAGCCAUAUAGCUGGUAUGUUAGAACCUCCCGAACUUGUUUUAGAAUUUGCAUGACCCCCAAACUUAUGCAUCCACUCACAAAGAAUGUUUUGUUCCUGUUUAGAUUUUUUUUGAGACAAUGUUCCUAUUUAGAUACCAAGCAAAGAAAUCAUAAAAGGCUACAUAAUUUAGAGGGAUUUGUAAAAUUCUCUGACGUCACGGUAAAGAUAUCAUUUGCCUGGUGUAUUGCCCCCUUCUUUUUUCACGUCAAAUUUUAACAAAGCAUUUAACUAACAAAAUAUCAAUGUAUGUCACGAAAGAUUAUACCGUUGAAUUCGUAUUUAAACAUAGUUUUUUAUAAUAUAUUUUUCUACAUUUAAUUUAUAUUUUAUUAGUUAUAAUUAUGAUGACCCUAAAUACGAGGGUGCCAAUAAAUCAGGAUGCAGGUAGUAUUAGCUGCUCGUGCAACACUGCAACGUAACAUUUUUUGAUCAAUAAUAAAGUCAGCAACUUUAGAUAUAAUAAUGGUCUGUCCAGGGGGCUCUUGAUCAACCGGAGAUAGCAUCGGUAGAAGUAAAUAAUUGAAAGAACAUUCCAUUCCGUCUGCCGAAUGGGCCCGUGGGACGCCGCUUCCAACAUUUAGCUGGCCCAGUAAAAACCCUAUCUACUUUCCCCUUUCUACUUCCACUCCAGUCGCCGCCGCGCCUCCACUCCACUCCAUUUUGCUUGUCCCCUUCAGUCCGCUCGCCGCCGCGUCUCCACCCCACUCCUCUCCGCUCCGGCCAUGGCCGCCAUCGUCGAGAACGUCAUGGGCUGGCGCCCCGGCGGUGUAAAUUCCGUGGCAAGUGCCGCCUCCCUCGCCCCCGCCGUUGACUACGACGGCGAGGACCGCAUCAGCGCCCUCCCCGACGACCUCCUCCGCAGCAUCGUCUCACGCCUCCCCGUCAAGGACGCCGCCCGCACCUCCUCCCUCGCCUCCCGUUGGCGCCACCUCUGGCGCUCCACCCCGCUCUCCCUCAACGACGCCGACCUGCCCCGAUCCAUCGUCGCCCGCGUCCUUUCCGACCACCCGGGCCCCUUCCGCGCCAUCCACAUCACCCGCUGCCGGUUCGCGUCCCACGAGCGCGAGAUCGCAGAGUGGCCGCGCCUCUUCGCUGCCAAUGGCAUCCAGGACCUCGUCCUCGUCAACGACGCCGACCUCGCCAGGUUCCCCCCCGACGCCGUGCGCCUCCCCGCGGACAUCCUCCGCUGCGCCUAG